Molecule: messenger RNA, 3324 nt
Organism: Oncorhynchus kisutch (coho salmon)
Lineage: Eukaryota; Metazoa; Chordata; Actinopteri; Salmoniformes; Salmonidae
Product: transmembrane protein 178A-like
Exons: 4
Coding region: 190-1206 (338 amino acids)
Biological process (GO): negative regulation of osteoclast differentiation; regulation of cytosolic calcium ion concentration
Cellular component (GO): endoplasmic reticulum membrane
Source: RefSeq, a predicted model, not a curated record
CACAAGACUCGCCCGCGCACAGGAUUACAUAUAUAGCCGCACACACACCUCUUCAUCCCAUGUUUAUAGGAUAUACCGAAGUAAGGGAAUCGACACAGUGGGAGAACAGGAACACGGGUAGGUUAUUCUUGUGCCUGCACCCAGCCGGAGAUGCCAGGACCUUACAGCCUUUUCGGCAUCAUGUAGAACAUGAUGAAGCCCUGCAAGCCCGUGUUGAUAUGGAGGAGUGAAGUGGACGGAGUGACGGAUACUUCCCUGACCGAAUCUUCAAAUGUUAAUGCCGACAAGAUGGAGAAACAGACCUUGGUGACGGCUAUCAGUUUGUCCAUGAGCCUGGCAUCUCUGGCACUUCUCAUCGCCGCUAUCAUGACCGACCACUGGUACGAGACGGACACCACACAGCACAGGCAGAACUGCGACCAGUUCGGGCCGGACGCCAACGACCAGAAGAACCGGCGGAUGCCCAUCUAUCACCUGCCCCUGAUGGACAGCAGCAAUCCUCGGAGGAACCAGGCGCUGCUCCGGGCGAUCCACGUAGGGAGUAGAGAGGAGGAGCUCCUGGAAAACUGGAGGUCCAUUUUGGGAAUGGGAAUUUUAGAAACGGAAUGCGGGCGGCCUCUAUUCUCCACUUACUCUGGACUUUGGAGGAAAUGUUAUUAUCUAGGAAAGGACAGGGACAUCGACAACCUCAUUGCCAAGGGUAUAGCCCAGCGAUGCAUCACCAUCAAGUACCAUUUCUCCCAGCCCAUCCGGCUCCGCAACAUCCCGCUCAACCUGACCCGCACCAUUCAGCAGGAUGAGUGGCACCUCUUACAUCUGCGGCGGAUCACAGCGGGGUUUCUGGGUAUGGCAGCAGCCGUUCUGUUGUGUGGCUGCAUCGUGGCGUCUGUCAGCUUCGCCUGGGAGAAGAGUCUCACUCAGCACGUCUCUGGGCUGCUCUUUCUCAUGGCAGGGAUCUUCUGCACCAUCUCCCUGUGUACCUACGCGGCCAACGUGUCCUAUGACCUGGCCAGGGUCCCUCCCUUUAUCUACGGGCUACCCGCUGACGUGGAGCAUGGCUACAGCUGGUCCAGCUUCUGUGCCUGGCUCAGUCUGGGGCUGACAGUGGCAUCUGGAUGCCUGUGCACCACUUUCCCCAUCCUCAGCCAUAGCAACAGCAAAGCCCAGCAGGGCAAGGGCAAGGCUGCCCCCAAUGACUGUGUUUGACACACAACUUACUGCGUUUGAUAAACAGUUUGCUGUGUGUUACACCCCCCCCCCCCCCCCCCCCACACACACACCAAGCCUCAGCAAGGGCCUACAGGCAGUCUAAGAUGUCUGUGUCUACUGUGUUUACUGAGUCUGACAGAAACCUCACAGCAUUUCACACCUCUUACUGCAUCUUUCACAUCAACUCUGAGCUGCAGCAAGGGCCUGCAAACCAACACCCCCAGACACCUGGCUGACUAACCCAUAAACAGCUGCAGCAGGCGCAUGGGACAAUGCUGACUCCUGCAUUUUCAGUCAAACACUGCUGCGUCAACCAUGCUUCCACUAGACCCUGCAUCUAAAUCCAUGGAGCAAAACAGCCUGGAAUUAUGGAACCAUAAUAUAUACAGUGAGCUCCAAAAGUAUUGGGACAGUGACACAUCUGUUGUUUUGGCUCUGUACUCCAGCACUUUGGAUUUGAAAUUAUACAAUGACUAUGAGGCUAAAGUGCAGACUGUAAGCUUUCAUUUGAGGGUAUUUUCAUCCACAUUGGGUUAACAGUUUAGAAAUUACAGCACUUUUUGUACAUAAGCCCCCCCCCCUCCCAUUUUAGGGGACCAAAAGUAUUGGGACAAAUAUAGGUGUGUAUUCAAGUAGGAAAAGGUUAAGUAUUUGGUCCCAUUUUCAUAGCACACAAUGGCUACAUUAAGCUAGUGACUUUACAACCAGUUUGUUUUGGUUGUGUUUCAGAUUAUUUUGUGCCCAAUAGAAAUUAAUGGUAAAUAAUGUAUCGUGUCAUUAAGGGGUGACUUUUAUUUUAAAUAAGAAGAGAACAUGUUUCUAAACACUUCUACAUUCAUGUGAAUGCUACCAUGAUUACUGAUAAUCCUGAAUGAAUCCUGAAUAUUGAUGAGUGAGAAAGUUAGACACACAUAUUAUACCACCAAGACAUGCUAACCUCUCACCAUUACAAUAAGAGGGGAGGUGGUAUGAUAUGUGUGCGUAUCGUUUCAAAUCCAAAGUGCUGGAGUACAGAACCAAAACAAAACAUCUGUCACUGUCCCAAUACUUUUGGAGCUCACUCUACAUGCCAUUUAGCAGACGCUUUUAUCCAAACUACCUACACCCAUGCGUCCAUGCUUUUUCUGUGGUCUUUAUGUGAUUAUGUUUGUGAUUCAGCCUACUGCUACCUUUGCACAUAUGUUUUAUGUAUGCUCAGAAUUCUGUGUAAAUGUAAGUAAUUGUCAAACAACUGACAGACAAAAACAGUUAUUUGAAAGGAAAGUAACUAUAGAAAAGAAUAUACAAUUCUAGAAAGAUGUGGCCCAAAACUGACAUGGACAUGUACUCUGACUAUAAUGGGUACAUCAGAAUAUACUUAGAAUAGCAGAGGCCUUAUCAGAUCUCUAACCAAAACUGUAAGGAAACCCAUUGGUGGAUAUUCAUUAGUUCUCUUAUCAAUGGACCCAGACCAAACCCCUGUGCAUAUGUGCCGAAACCCAAGUCAAGACUUCCCCUCGUCAAUGGAUAUUAACCUGAUCGCAGUGGAGACAGACCAAACCUCGGUGGAUAUGCACCUAAAUCCAAGUCCACAUCUCCCUCAUUAAUGGAUAUGAACCCCGAUCCUAGUGGAGACAGACCAAACCUCGGUGGAUAUGCACCUAAAUCCAAGUCCACAUCUCCCUCAUUAAUGGAUAUGAACCCCGAUCCUAGUGGAGACAGACCAAACCUCGGUGGAUAUGCACCUAAAUCCAAGUCCACAUCUCCCUCAUUAAUGGAUAUGAACCUGAUCCUAGUGGAGACAGACCAAACCUCGGUGGAUAUGCACCUAAAUCCAAGUCCACAUCUCCCUCAUUAAUGGAUAUGAACCCCGAUUCUAGUGGACCCUAAUCUGAGUGUAUUUACCUUAGAUUACAGAAUACAUCCACUGAAACUAUCAAUGAACAUUUGCCAUAACCCCAGACAGUGGAUAUUUGUUGGAUGUGCGUCAUGCGGUCUGAUUGGUAAAUAGAGUUGGAGAAUUUCAGAAUAUGCCUCCUGAGAAGAGAAACUGAGGAACUCUUGAAAGACGCAUUAUUUCCUUCAAACCAUUUGCAAAGUCAAUGAAAUCAUAAAUAAAAAGUAUUACCAAAACUG